GGGGCAUCUUGAAGAGGGAUGAUUCAGUGGAAUGUCUUUGAAUGGGGUCGUCAGUUGAGGUGUGAGCAGAGAACAAACCCAGACGGCAAAGACGGACUGUCUGUGGGUUUCUUCACCAAAAUAUACAACAAGGACAAAGUAAAAACACUUACGGAUCAUCUGGCAGGUCGUUAGGUGACACCCAGGUGUGAUCACGAACACGAAGUGAACUACCAUGGAAAGUUUUCGGUUUGCACUUUAACUUUUAACGGUUCAGAUGUCUCGAGCCUCUGUGAGUUGUUGAUUUCGCGGGCUUUUGUCGCGGGGAUGUUGUUGACACUCUCCGUCACGGCGCUCGUGCUGUGCGCGUGGCCGGUGAGCCUCGCGCACGGCUGCCAGCUCCCCACGGAGUGGCGGCCGCUGAGCGACGGGUGCCGCGCAGAGCUGGCGGAGAUCAUCAUAUACGCGAAGGUGCUUGCCAUUCACCGGGAGCAGUAUCACGGUGGGGCGGGGAGCCUGUACAACUCGCUCCCCUACCCGUACGGCUACGGGUACGAGGGCGCGGAGGAGGGUCUGCUUUAUUCGGCGGAGGUGGAGCUACUGUGCGACCAGGCCUGGGGGAGCAUGCUGGAGGUGCCAGCGGGCUCCCGGCUCAACCUCACCGGCCUGGGGUACCUGUCGUGCCAGUCGCACACGGUGAUGGACAACUACUCGUACAUCUUCUUCCUCCGGUAAGGAUUCACGUAAAAGCAUUUCGUAAUUGUUAACUCCCAAUGUUAAGAACACUUCAGCGAACCAAAGUUUAGAAAAACGUUUUCAAAGUUUUACUUCAAUACAUUUUAUAUGCGUCCAUUAAAACUGUAUGUUUCCAUGAGACCUAACACUAAAUGAGGGAAAUAAAUCGGGAAUGUUCGUAAGCGUGCAUCAAUCAAACUUUAGAGCUGCUGUGCUCAGGGUGAAACUUCUUGAAGACAUUUGAAUGCAAAAAAUAGUUUUUUAAAUAUUUAGAAAACUCCAUCAAGUAGAGAGAGGGGGAGGAGAGUUAACGAGAGAGAGGGUGGGAGA
Gadus macrocephalus (Pacific cod) is the source of this 1044-nucleotide messenger RNA. RefSeq names its product coiled-coil domain-containing protein 3-like. The record is from RefSeq and is a predicted model, not a curated record. Bases 307 to 714 code for a protein of 135 amino acids. Lineage: Eukaryota; Metazoa; Chordata; Actinopteri; Gadiformes; Gadidae. The transcript has a single exon. Gene Ontology annotation, cellular component: extracellular region. Gene Ontology annotation, biological process: negative regulation of gene expression.